This is a messenger RNA of Pararge aegeria (speckled wood butterfly), 1698 nucleotides long. Its product is annotated as putative inorganic phosphate cotransporter. Gene Ontology annotation, molecular function: transmembrane transporter activity. The transcript is spliced from 11 exons. Gene Ontology annotation, biological process: transmembrane transport; monoatomic anion transport. The coding region runs from base 119 to 1621 and encodes 500 amino acids. The record is from RefSeq and is a predicted model, not a curated record. NCBI's taxonomy places the organism in Eukaryota, Metazoa, Arthropoda, Insecta, Lepidoptera, Nymphalidae. Gene Ontology annotation, cellular component: plasma membrane.
UAAAGACGCCAUUUUUGACUACCACAGUUAUUCAGAACGAUAAGAGUGAUUUCAGAAGAAUAUGAAAUACUAGGAAAGAAGUUAAUUAUAAGAUGCAUAUACAUUUUUUGACGUCAAUAUGGACGUGGAGUUUAUAAGACAUAAUUUUGAGGAUAGUUAUAAUGGAGUACUCACGAAAACAAAAUUCAAGCUUGGUGUGCGGCACCUGCAAAUGGUCUACAUGUUUGUUUGCUCUCUUGUACUGGGAAUGCUGCGUGGCAGCAAUGGCGUCGGCGUGCUCGCCAUCGCUGACUAUACACGCAAAAAUGACACUUACGUGCCGAUCCAUAACUGGGAUAUGCGGAUCCAAGGAACUGUUUUAUCAUCGUUUCUAUUUGGAUAUGCCCUGAUCCUGGUGCCAGCAGAGUUAUAUCUGAAGCAAAUGGCGGACAAGUUGAUAUUAACUGCUGUUCUCCUAAUUAACGGUGGUCUUGCUGCUGCCAUGCCAACGAUAGUCAAUAAGGGUGGCUGGAUCGCCGUCUGCAAUGCGCAGUUUCUGAUGGGAAUGACUCAAGCUUGCCUGACUCCUGUCAACCAGAAGCUAAUAUCCAACUGGCUUCCACCAGGAGAAAGAGAAGUCUUCGGUUUUAUUAUUCAAGGAGCAAUACUAAUAGGUACGAUUAUAUCCUUGCCAAUAUCCGGUCUAUUAACCGAAUCCCGUUUAUCCUGGGAGCUGAUAUUCUACUCGCAAGCCAUGAUGACGCUGUCAAUGGCAGUGAUAUGGAGUCUUCUGACAGGCAGCUCACCUGAACGGCAUCAGGCCAUGGGAGAUACUGAAAAAGAGUUUAUAAGGGAAACUCUUGCGGGAUAUCACCAAAAAAAGCUUCAAAAGCCUUGGUGUCGAAUUCUGCAGACGAAGCAAUUUUGGGCGUUAGCGCUCGCUCAUUCGGCUGCUAAUGUUCUCUUCGUGUUCUUCUUGUUUGAAAUACCAGUGUUCCUGCAUUCUAUGCAUCUAUCUAUUAGACGUUGCAGCUGGCAAGCAGCGCUACCCUUAGUUGCAAUGUGGGUGGUUCACAUAAUGACUGCUCCCGCUGUUGAACUGUUCUACAGAUUUGGUCACAUUAAUUUCUUGUUUGACGUCAAAUAUUUCAGAAAAAUCAUAAAUGGCUUAGGAACUUUCGGGAUAAUAAUAGGAUUAACGAUUUUACCCAAUUUAGUUUCAAACUGGAAUCACUUAGGGGUUAUCGUUUUAAUUGGAACAUUGGGUCUAGUCGGAUUACAAUUUUCUGGAUUCCUUGAAAACCAUAAGGACAUGACACAAAACUAUCAAGGGACAUUGCUGUUGAUGAGCAGCGUGGUCGCCAGCACGCUGGGAGCUUUAGUUCCGCUGGUAUCUGGACUGGUGAUAGGCGAUGAUGUUUUCAAUCUCAACCGCUGGAGGAUAAUGUUUAUGUCACUGGCGGGCUUCUACAUCGGAUGUAACAUCGUUUACUCCGCCUUCGCAAGCAGCGAGCGACAAGAGUGGGACGGGACUCUCAAGCAGAAGUUUGGAUAUAGUAAUGAUGUCACUAACAUGGAACUAGAAGAGCUAAGCCAAUCUAAAGUUAACAAUCGAUGUUUAGAAGAAGAUACUGUAGUAUAAGCAUAGAAAUAUUAUGUGAUUAUAGCCGAAAAAAUUCUUAAUUUUAAUCUUAUGAAUUAAAAAAAACAUUUCAUUUA